This is a messenger RNA of Trichogramma pretiosum, 2350 nucleotides long. Its product is annotated as cytochrome P450 9e2-like. Gene Ontology annotation, molecular function: heme binding; oxidoreductase activity, acting on paired donors, with incorporation or reduction of molecular oxygen; monooxygenase activity. The transcript has a single exon. The record is from RefSeq and is a predicted model, not a curated record. NCBI's taxonomy places the organism in Eukaryota, Metazoa, Arthropoda, Insecta, Hymenoptera, Trichogrammatidae. The coding region runs from base 533 to 2038 and encodes 501 amino acids.
UCGUUCUACGCGACUGCUGUUACGCGAGCUCGUCGUCGGCUCGCGUCGUCAACGAAACUCUCUCUCUCUCUCUCUCUGCAGCUCUGCACGUGCGAUACUUGUACUUUGCACAAAAUUUCAGUGCGUUUACGUUGUUGUUUUUUUUCUUUCGACUUUAUAUCUCGUUGUUAUCGUUCAUGGGAGAGCAACCGACACGAGCCGAGUGUGCAUACAAGAGAUUAGUUGUCACCGCAACGCCGACGACGAUCAAUUAUGAUCGACUGCAGCAGCAGCAGCAGCGAGGCCUCCACCGCUACUGCCGCGCAUUCGCCGGGUAAUUGUUCCGAAUUACGUCAUCGCGAGCUCGCGUUUGAUACAACGGCGCUAUAAAUAAACGGCUUCGUCGAGUUCGCGUGUGCGCUAUCAACAACGUUUUCUCGCUCCGGCGAAACUCCAGUCGGCUUCUGCACCUGGUAACGUUCGAACGCGCUGCGUGCGCUGCGUCUGCUAAAACGAGUUGCCUCAACGAUCGUCGAGAGAAAGAGAGAAGAAAAUGGCCAACCUGGUGGCGUUGGCCUUCCUCGUGGCCCUGGUGACUUAUCUGAUCCUCAAGUUCCUGGAAACGCGACGACGCUUCGCCGGCAAGGGCGUGCCCAAUCCGCCCGAGCUGCCCUUCAUCGGCGUCAUGGGCAAGAACGCGAUGGCCCAGAAGCACAUGGUCGACGUGCUCGCCGAGAUCUACGGCUUCCAGCCCGAGGCCAAGUACGUCGGCUGCCACUUCUUCCUCAAUCCGAUGGUGGUGAUACGCGACCUCGACCUCAUCAAGAGCGUCCUCAUCAAGGACUUUGACUACUUCGCCGAUCGCAAGGUCUUCGUCGACGAGGACACGGAUCCUCUCUUCGGCAAGAAUCUCGUCUCUCUCAACGGGCCCCGCUGGAAGGAGGUGCGCAGCAUACUCACGCCCUCCUUCACCACCAACAAGAUGAGGGCCAUGUUCGUGCUGAUGAGCAAGUGCGCCGACACCUUCAGUAGGACCCUCCUGCAGACGCGCGCCGACAGCCCGGCGAUCGACAUGAAGGACACCUUCACGCGAUACGCCAACGACGUGAUCGCGAGCUGCGCCUUCGGCUUCGAGGUGGACAGCCUCAAGGACCCCGACAACGAGUUCUACGUCAACGGACGCGAAUCGCUGGCCAAGUUCGGCCGAUUCUCCCUCGAGAGCUUCAUCAUGUUCUUCGUGCCGGCGCUCGGUCGCCGACUGGGACUGCAGCUCAUCCCGAAGAAGAACUCCUGCUACUUCAUCGAUCUCAUCGACAAGACCAUGAAGGAGCGCAGGGAGAAGGGCCGCUCGAGGCCGGACAUGCUGCAGCUGCUGAUGGACGCGCAGGACAAGACGCACGACCUCGACGUGCUGGACAUCACGGCCCAGGCGUACCUGUUCUUCCUCGGGGGCUUCGAGACCGUCUCGACGCAGAUGUGCUGGAUGGCCCACGAGAUGGCCAUCCACCAGGACAUCCAACGCCGCGUCCAGGAGGAGAUCGACCAGAUGAUGCGGGACUGCGACGGCCAGCCGACCUACGAGGCCAUCAACAAUCUCAACUACCUCGACGCCGUGUUCUCCGAGACUCUGCGAGUCCAUCCGCUGCCGACGCUGAACCGCGUCUGCGCCAAGGAGUUCGUCCUGCCGCCGGCCUAUCCGGGCGCCGAGCCGUUCGUCGUCGAGCCCGGCAUCGAGAUCGUCGUGCCGGUGCACUCGAUCCAGCACGAUCCGCAGUACUACGACGAGCCGGACAGGUUCGAGCCGGAGCGAUUCGCCGACAAGCGAUCGACCACCAGCGACGUCGUGACGCUGGGCUUCGGCCUCGGCCCGAGGAUGUGCAUCGGCAAUCGUUUCGCCAUACUCGAGACCAAGAUCGUGUUCGUGCAUCUGCUGGCCAAGUGCAAUCUCGUGACGUGCGACAAGACCUGCGUGCCGACGCGCUACGACAAGCGAAUUUUCAUGCCCACGGCUGACGGCGGCUUCUGGUUGAAAAUCGAGCCGAGAGAAAAGUCAGCCUGAUUUCAGUUGCUUUUUUUUCAAUUCAAAAAUUAUAUCGUUGUAUUUUUUUAAUCAAUUUUUAACAAUCAUAUUUGUGUGUAUAAAACUUUGCAUCUGGGUACACGUGUGCUAUAGCCUUUGAUUAGAUUAGAUAAUAACUAGUCGUCUCGUGUUUUUCAUUUGUGCAAUAUAUUAUAAAGAAUCGGUGUAAUCAAUCAUUUGUACGAUACUCAUCAAUUAUCAUCCGACUAAUUUACCUAUUUUUAAAUUACAAAAUCUAAGUUUUUCCUUCUAUAGAUUAUUAUUAUUUUCAUCAUCGUCAUAUAUUAUUAU